GAGGUGGGCCGCUGCGCAUGCGCAGGAGGCGGAGCGGCGCGCUUUCGAGGCCAUGGGGACGGUUCACGCGCGGAGUUUGGAGCCUCUUCCCAUGAGUGGUCCUGAUUUUCGUGGUGAAGAAGCAGAGCUUGUGGAAGUUGAACCAGAAACUAAACAAGAAAUUCUUGAAAAUAAAGAUGUUGUUGUUCAGCAUAUACACUUUGAGGGACUUGGAAGAACUAAAGAUGACAUUAUUAUGUAUGAAAUUGGUGAAGUUUUCAAAGCUAAAAAUCUGAUUGAUGUAAUGAGGAAAUCACAUGAAGCUCGUGAAAAGCUCCUCCGCCUAGGAAUAUUCAGACAAGUUGAUGUACUGAUUGAUACAUGUCAAGGUGAUAAUGCUCUUCCAAAUGGGUUAGACGUCACCUUUGAUGUAACAGAACUGAGAAGAUUAACUGGAAGUUACAACACCAUGGUUGGCAACAACGAAGGAAGCAUGGUCCUUGGACUCAAACUGCCUAAUAUUUUGGGGCGUGCUGAGAAGGUGACGUUCCAGUUCUCCUAUGGCACCAAGGAAACUUCAUACGGUCUCUCCGUCUUCAAACCACAGCCUGGUCACUUUGAAAGAAACAUUUCUCUCAACGUUUACAAAAUAACUGGACAAUUUCCUUGGAGUUCCUUACGUGAAACUGACAGAGGAAUAUCAACCGAAGUCAAUUUUCCUAUCUGGAAGACCAACCACACACUAAAAUGGGAGGCCGUCUGGAGAGAACUGGGUUGCCUUUCAAGAACGGCCUCAUUUUCUGUUCGGGAAGAAAGUGGUCACUCCCUCAAGUCUUCUGUAUCUCAUGCCAUGGUAAUUGAUUCUCGAAACUCCUCAAUCUUGCCUAAACGAGGAGCUUUGCUGAAGAUAAAUCAGGAGCUUGCUGGAUAUACUGGGGGUGAUGUGAGCUUUCUGAAGGAGGAUUUUGAACUUCAGUUAAACAAGCGCCUCUUAUGGGAUUCGGUCCUCUCGGCUUCUCUUUGGGGUGGAAUGUUGGUUCCCAUCGGAGACAAACCAUCUAGUAUUGCAGACAGGUUUUAUCUUGGUGGACCCACAAGUGUACGUGGAUUCAGUAUGUACAGUAUUGGACCUCAAAGUGAAGGCGAUUACCUUGGAGGAGAAGCUUACUGGGCCGGGGGUUUGCAUCUCUACACACCUCUUCCUUUUCGGCCAGGCCAAGGCGGUUUUGGAGAUCUCUUUCGAAUGCACUUUUUUCUCAACGCUGGAAAUCUCUGCAACCUUAAUUAUGGUGAAGGACCGAAGGCUCACCUUCAAAAACUGGCUGAGUGCAUCCGGUGGUCUUAUGGGGCUGGCAUAAUCCUGAGGCUUGGCAACAUUGCACGAUUAGAACUCAACUAUUGUAUCCCGAUGGGAGUACAAAGUGGAGAUAGAAUAUGUGACGGAGUUCAGUUUGGAGCGGGAAUAAGAUUCCUGUAAUAUUGGUCGGCCUUUUGCGGUGUUGGUCCAACAGGAGCAUCUGAAUUCAAGUGUCAUGGGGUGAUACCCCAAAUAUAUUUUUAUUGAAGUAUAAUUAUGUAUGAAGGAUUAACUUCAAUUAAAAACCAGAAAAACA
This is a messenger RNA of Notechis scutatus (mainland tiger snake), 1592 nucleotides long. It is a transcript of the gene SAMM50, whose product is annotated as SAMM50 sorting and assembly machinery component. Gene Ontology annotation, cellular component: outer membrane. The record is from RefSeq and is a predicted model, not a curated record. Gene Ontology annotation, biological process: protein insertion into mitochondrial outer membrane; mitochondrial respiratory chain complex assembly. NCBI's taxonomy places the organism in Eukaryota, Metazoa, Chordata, Lepidosauria, Squamata, Elapidae.